AUGUCCGAUCCAGGAGAAGAAAAACACCGGCAGACUUUCUCUGCAAAGUCAAAGGAUCAAACUGAUCUAUCACCAACAGACUCAUUGCUGAUGAUGGAUAUCGAUGUCGACGGUUCUUGGACCUUUGAUCAGUUAUUUUCUUUAAAUCCUACUUCGCCGUGCCUUAUCCCCAACUCCGACCAGCCUUGUUCUCCUCUGUGGGCUUUUUCCGACGAUAACGAUGGCAAAACCGUUGGUAAUAUUGAUGCUGUGACUGAAAACCCAUAUGGGAUUGAUGAUAAAAGAAGGCCGCCCCUUGAAUUGAUGCCCCUAGAUUAUCCCGAUGGGUCUUGUGUCAUUAAGGAAAAGAUGAUUCAAGCACUUCGGUACUUCAAAGAUUCGACCAACCAACAUGUUCUAGCGCAAGUUUGGGCACCUGUGAAGAAUGAUGGUCAGUAUGUACUCACAACUUUAGGGCAACCCUUUGUUCUUGACUCGGAUAGUAAUGGGCUUCAUCAGUAUAGAAUGACCUCUCUAAUGUAUAUGUUUUCUGUUGAUGGCGAGAGUGACGGGGUCCUUGGGCUACCUGGCCGAGUUUUCAGGCAAAAGUUGCCAGAAUGGACUCCAAAUGUGCAGUAUUACUCCAGCAAAGAGUAUCCACGGCUUAGUCAUGCUCUGCAUUACAAUGUCCGUGGAACUUUAGCUUUGCCAGUGUUCGAACAUUCUGGGCAGUCUUGUGUUUGCGUCCUUGAGCUCAUAAUGAUGUCACCGAAGUUAAACUAUGCUCCUGAUGUUGAUAAAGUCUGCAAAGCACUUGAGGCAGUAGAUUUGAGAAGUUCGGAGAUAUUGGAUAAUCCAAAGAUUCCAAACAUACAGAUUUGCAAUGAAGGUCGCCAAAAUGCACUUGCUGAAAUUCUGGAGAUCUUGACAGUGGUGUGUGAAACUCACAAAUUUCCUCUGGCUCAGACAUGGGUUCCAUGCUGGCAUCGCAGUGUUCUGGCCAAUGGUGGUGGUCUAAAGAAGAUUUGCCGUAGCUUUGAUGGAAGCUGUAUGGGACAAGUCUGCAUGUCUACCAGUGAUGCAGUGUUCUAUGUUGUGGACGCUCACAUGUGGGGUUUCCGGGAGGCCUGUGCUGAACACCACUUGCAAAAGGGGCAGGGUGUUACUGGUAGAGCAUUUGAAUCCCGCAACUUGUGCUUUUGCAGAGAUGUUACACAGUUUUGCAAAACUGAGUACCCCUUGGUACAUUAUGCUCGCAUGUUUGGGUUAACCAGCUGUUUUCGCAGUAUGUUUACGAAGUACUUACACUGGAGAUGA
Ilex paraguariensis (yerba mate) is the source of this 1296-nucleotide messenger RNA. The record is from the annotation of a GenBank genome assembly. NCBI's taxonomy places the organism in Eukaryota, Viridiplantae, Streptophyta, Magnoliopsida, Aquifoliales, Aquifoliaceae.